CUUCUCGUUGAACACCAGGUUUCUAAAAGUACCAUCCACUUUGCUUCUCUGUCAUUCAGCAAACAGGUUGAGAAGCACUACCGUGAUGGGACAAAGGAGAUAAUAUUUCUUGAUCAGACCAUUAAGUACCUGUACCCAAAUGGAGCGGAAGAAUGGGUGUUUAGUGACGGUAUUAUACAAAAGAUUAACGUGGAAGGAGAGAGAACUAUUGAAUUCCCAAAUGGACAAAGGGAAACUCACACCAAAUGCUAUAAAGUAAGUAGAGACACACACUUCUGUUUGCUCUUUGUUUCGAAAACUUCCAAUUACAAAGAAGAGAGGGUCAAACAUUCACUUCUAGACUCCGAGGGAGGGAUGGAAUCCACUUUGGGACUUAAGGGAUCAUUUAAUACCUUCUUUUGCUGUGAAAAACGAAACUGAAUGUUUGUUUUAUAAUUUAAAAUGCCUGUUUUCUUCGAGACUAGCUGUUUUCCUCCCUUCUUUAGAAAAGACAGUACCCUGACGGGACAGUAAAGCCUGUCUAUCCCGAUGGUCGAACAGAGACCCGAUAUGCCACGGGACGUGUGCGGGUCAAGGAUCGGGAUGACAGAGUUCUAGUGGAUUCUUCGAACCAACUAAGAUGA
Messenger RNA from Porites lobata, 623 nucleotides. Lineage: Eukaryota; Metazoa; Cnidaria; Anthozoa; Scleractinia; Poritidae. The record is from the annotation of a GenBank genome assembly.